This is a messenger RNA of Paramecium primaurelia, 2113 nucleotides long. The record is from the annotation of a GenBank genome assembly. Lineage: Eukaryota; Ciliophora; Oligohymenophorea; Peniculida; Parameciidae.
AUGAGAUCAUCAGAAAGCAAUGAAGUUUGCAAACGUGUUAGAUGUAAAAAGUUCAAUAAUAACUUAGUAAAUGAUUAGAAUUGGUAAGUAGGAAGAUUUUUAGAAGAAGGAGUAGAAUAAAGAUUUAGAAAUUUAAGAUAAACUAAUUUUUUAGUUGAAUAUAUAAAAGAUGGAUUAAUAAAAUAUAUUAUGGAUGGUGAGAUCCUUAGAAUGUAAUUAAAAUAUUAAAAUUUUAAUAAGAGAAAAACUGUAUGAAGGGUAUAAUUAGACAGAAGUCAUUAAAAAUGUAGAGUAAAUUAAAUACCUUCGAUGGGAAGGAGAAUAUGGAGGAAAUUAAAAAAAAGUUGGUAAAUGGAAUGCUUUUUGGAGAGGAGAUAAUUUGAAUGUAGGAGGACAUUAUAAUGAGAAUGGAUAAAAGUAGGGAAAAUGGAUUGAACUAUUUACAAAUUUCUUUGAGUAAAUUAAAAAAAAAAUUGAAUUAGUUCAAGUUAAAUCAUUAGUUCUGGUGUUUAUAAAUAAGAUAAGAGACAUGGAGAGUGGACAACAAGUCUUAAAGAUUAAGUUAUGUAAGGAAUUUAGAUUAAAACUUAGUGCUUGUGGAAUAUAUGAUGAGAAUGGCCAAAAAAAUGGUGUUUGGGUUGAUAUUCAUGAUAAAUUUAGCAAGUUUAUUGAUAUAAAUUAUAAUUAGUGAACGUUUUAUUACUUUUGUAGGUAAAUAUAUAAAUGGAUUAAAAUUUGGAAGAUGGGAUACAUAUUUUCAGAUGAGCUUUGAAGAUGAAAUUUAGCUGAUGUAUAUUUAAAUAAUAAAUAUUUAUAGAGGUGGAGGUGAGUAUAAUUAAAAUGGAGUUAAGAGUGGAUUUUGGAUUGAUAUACACGAAGAUUAUGAUUAUUAGUAAAGUUAUGUUAAAUUAUAAUUAGCGAAUAUCAAAUUAUAUAUUUGGGGGAAUAUAUUGAUGGUAAAAAAUAUGGUUAAUGGAAUACAUAAUUUAAGGAUCCUAAUUUUCUAGACUAACAAUCAUUUAUGUAAAAUUAUAAUAUAUCAUUUAGAGGAGGUGGUUUUUAUGAUUAAAAUGAAGUAAAAACAGGUAAGUGGAUUGAGUUAUAUGAAGAUUUUAGAAAGUAAAUAAGAUUAUUUAAUAAAGUGUUUGUUAAAUACUUUUGGAAGGGGAAUAUGUUAAAGGAAUAAAAUAAGGAAAAUGGAAUACUUAAUUUAGAUUAAAUCAACACCAUAAAUUUAAAACAAUGUAAUAAUCUAUAUUAUUAUUUAGUGGUGGUGGAAAUUAUGAUCAUUAAGGGAUAAAAAAUGGUAGAUGGAUUGAAAUGAAUAAUAAUUUUUGGAAGUAGAAUGAUAUAUUUUAAUAGUUUGCGAUUAGACAAUGCUAAGUUAUUGAGUCUGGAGAAUAUUAAAAUGGAAAUAAGAUUGGAUCAUGGAUUAUAAAAUUUAGAUAUACAAUCAAAUAUCCUUUUAAUAAAAUGUAAAAAUUUAAUUAAAAAUUCUAGUGGAGGUGGGAUUUAUGAUAAUAAUGGAAUGAAGAAUGGAAAAUGGAUUGAAAUAUUUAAGAACUUUUAAAAGUAUAUACCAUUAUAUUUCUUAUAGUUCAUCCUAAGUGACUUUAGUUGGAGAUUAUUUAAAUGGAACCAAAACAGGAAGAUGGAAUAUUAUGAUGAGAUAUCACGAAAAAGAAAAAUUUUAAUUUAUGUAUUAAAUUAUAUAUAUUGAGUGGUGGAGGAAUGUUUGAUUAACAAGGACUUAAAAAUGGAGAUUGGAUAGAAUUGAUAGAAAAUUUUGGAAUGUAUAUUAUGUUAUAUAAAGUAGUUAAAACUAGGUGAUUAUGAAAGGAGAGUAUUUAUUUGGUAUGAAAUUGGGUUAGUGGAAUACUUUAUAUAGAAAUAAUCCUAAAUUGGACUUUUCAAUUAUGUAUUAAUGAUAUAAAUCUUAUUUGUUAGAGGAGGGGGUUAAUAUGAUAAAAAUGGUCAGAAAAUUGGUUAUUGGGUUGACUUGAAUAAUUAUUUUGGGAACGAAUAAUUCGGAAGCUUAUAAGUUUUAAAGGGGACCUAUGAAAAUGGCCUGAAAAAGAAAAAAUUCACUCAUAAUUUUUUACAUUAAGGCUGA